GGCCGGGGGCUCCGCAUGCUGCAGCAGCCCCCGGGCGCCCCCGCCGCCGCGAGCCGCGGAGCCGCGCGGACCCGAGCCCGCGAGCUAGCCGGACCGAGCGGCCCGGAGCCGGCCGGCGGGCGUCCGGAGGCGGCUGCGCAGGGAGGGGCCGGACGCGCGCACGUGGCCCCGGCGGCCGCCAUGGCGGACAGCGGGCCCGCGGGGGGCGCGGCGUUGGCAGCCCCGGCCCCCGGGCCGGGCGGCGGCGGUCCCGGCCCCCGCGUGUACUUUCAGAGCCCGCCGGGGGCCGCGGGCGAGGGCCCGGGCGACACGGACGAUGAGGGCCCCGUGAGACGCCAAGGGAAGGUCACCGUCAAGUACGACCGCAAGGAGCUGCGGAAGCGUCUCAACCUGGAGGAGUGGAUCCUGGAACAGCUCACGCGGCUCUACGACUGCCAGGAAGAGGAGAUCCCAGAGCUGGAGAUUGAUGUGGAUGAACUCUUGGACAUGGAAAGUGAUGAUACCCGGGCUGCCAGGGUCAAAGAGCUGCUGGUUGACUGUUACAAACCCACUGAGGCCUUCAUCUCUGGCCUGCUGGACAAGAUCCGGGGCAUGCAGAAGCUGAGCACACCCCAGAAGAAGUAGGGGUCCCUGACCCAGGUGAACAGUGGCUCCUACAGGACAAUCGCUGCCCCCCAGACCUCGUAGCAACAGCAAUAACGGGGGACCCUGCAGCCAGGCCUGGUGCUGUGAGCAGGGUUCCCCGUACCCCUGGCCUAGGGGUCUCUUUCUUCCCUUGCCCCUCAGUUUUCCAUUUUUGGGGUUUUUUUAUUGUUAUUAAACUGAUGUGACUUUU
Messenger RNA from Cavia porcellus (domestic guinea pig), 835 nucleotides. RefSeq names its product protein phosphatase 1 regulatory inhibitor subunit 14B (gene Ppp1r14b). NCBI's taxonomy places the organism in Eukaryota, Metazoa, Chordata, Mammalia, Rodentia, Caviidae. The record is from RefSeq and is a predicted model, not a curated record. Gene Ontology annotation, biological process: regulation of phosphorylation; innate immune response. Gene Ontology annotation, molecular function: protein serine/threonine phosphatase inhibitor activity. Gene Ontology annotation, cellular component: cytoplasm.